Molecule: messenger RNA, 2107 nt
Organism: Lycium ferocissimum
Lineage: Eukaryota; Viridiplantae; Streptophyta; Magnoliopsida; Solanales; Solanaceae
Product: disease resistance protein Roq1-like
Exons: 5
Coding region: 165-1754 (529 amino acids)
Biological process (GO): defense response; signal transduction
Molecular function (GO): ADP binding
Source: RefSeq, a predicted model, not a curated record
UCAGAAGGAAAGAUUGAGAUGCAUGAUUCGAUAGCACAAAUGGGUCAGCAAGUGGCACGUGAUGCUGAGCAGGGCAAGCCAUGGAAUUGCAGUAGACUGUGGCAUGAAAAAGAUGUGAAAACUCUUCUUCUGCAAAUCAGAUUACCAGAACUCUUACAUUUCCCAUGGCUCCCCAGAAUGAAUCGACUAAAAAAUGGAAAUAUGAUGCCUUUUUGAGUUUUAGAGGGGAUGAUACUCGCAAUAACUUUGUUGCCCAUCUUUAUAAACGUCUGGAAGACAUAGGAAUCAACGUUUUCAAAGAUGAUGUGAAACUUGAAAGAGGUAAGUUCAUUUCAACAGAACUCUUGAAAGCCAUUGAGGAAUCAAGAACUGCCAUUAUUAUCUUCUCCGAGGACUAUGCUUCAUCCACCUGGUGCUUGGAGGAGCUCACAAUGAUCAUGGACUGUGUUGACAAGAAGGAACAGAAAGCAUAUCCUGUCUUCUAUAAUGUCGAGCCAUCAGAUAUACAUAUGAAAGGUGAGAGCAGCAGCUUUGCUAAAGCGUUGGACAAACACGUGGAAGAUUUCAAGGCUAGUUUUGAGAAGUUGGUAACCAAACACGAGGCAGAUUUCAAGUGUGGUCUGCAGAAGGUAUUAGCCAACAAGACAGAUCGUGCUCUCAGAAAAAAAGACAAGACAAAUCUCAAGGAUAAUUUGGAGAAGGUGCAGAGGUGGAAGGAUGCUCUGCGUAGAGCUGCUGGUAUAGCAGGACUGGAUGUUCGUAAAACUGCUAACGGGAAUGAAGCAGAAUCUAUUGACAAGAUUAUAAAUGAUAACUUCCGAAAUAUGCACCACAGCGUUUCAGCAACUGAAAAAUAUCUAGUGGGAAUCGAAUCUCGUACAGGUGAAGUAGAAUCAUUAUUGAAGUUUCGAUCAGGUGAUGUCUGUUUUGUUGGAAUAUGGGGGAUCGGUGGCGUCGGGAAGACAACUGUUGCAAGAAAAUUUUUUGACCAGAUUUCUCAUCAAUUUCAAGGGUCUUGUUUUCUUGCUAAUGUUAGAGAAGAAUCAAAGAAACAUGGGCUGAUGUACUUGCAGAAGACACUUCUUUCAAGACUCUUAAACGAAAAAUCAAUGAAUAUAGCGAGUUUUUAUGAAGGAGCCGACAUGAUAAAAAGAAGGCUUUGCCACUGGAAAGUUCUAAUUGUUUUUGAUGAUGUGGAUGAUGACCACCAAUUGGAAUAUUUAGUUGGAAUGCAUGACUGGUUUGGUGAUGGUAGUAGAGUCAUUACAACAACCAGAAAUGCAGAUUUACUCCGUUGCCACGACAAGUUAUAUUCUGUCCCUGAAUUGGCUAAACAUGAAGCUCUUGAACUUUUUAGUUGGCACGCCUUUCAGAAAAGGACUCCGGAUAUAGAGUUUUUUAAGCUCUCUAAGCUUGUAGUAGAUUACGCUAAAGGCUUACCCUUAGCUCUUAAGGUUUUGGGUUCUUUUCUCAACAAAAAAGGCAUAAUUGAGUGGAGAAGUGCAUUAGAUAGACUCAGAGAUACUGGAUAUGAGAAAAUUGUUGAGCAGCUUAGUUUAAGUCUAGAUGGAUUGAACCAUGAAGAGAAGAAUAUAUUCCUUGAUAUUGCAUGCUUCUUUAGAGGAAGAAAGAGAGAUGAUGUGAUAACAAUAUUAAACAGUUUUGGAUUCCGAUCAGAGAUUGGAAUAGAUGCCCUCAUCCAAAAAUCACUCUGUUAUAUAUUUCAGAAGGAAUGGUUGAGAUGCAUGAUUUGAUAGAACAAAUGGGUCAGCAAGUGGCACGUAAUGUUGACCAGGACAAGCCAUGGGAUCACAGUAGACUAUGGCAUGAACAAGAUAUAAAAACUGUUUUUUCUGUAAAUCAGUGGACAGAGUCAGUUAAAGGCAUAAUGGUGCCAAUUGGCUCAGACCAACAUAUAUGCAAGUGGAGCAAAGCUUUCAGAAAUAUGCCUUGUCUUAGGUUACUCAUUGUCAAAGGGGAGGAGGUCUGACAUUAUGAACCAGUUUCUGACACUAUCGAAUAUCUCCCAAGUGGCUUGAAAUGGCUUGAUUGGUCUUACUACAGUUCUGAAUCUUUACCAGCAAGUUUUCAACCACGAAACCUUGUU